AUGGCAAUCAAUACUUCAAGGACUCAAAUCCUUUUCAUUACCAUCAUUUCCUUCCUUAUUUUAGCUCAAAAUGUAAACUCAGCUGCAUUCACAGUCUCAAAUUUUGACCCAUACAAAACAAGCAUUGAACUCGAAGGCAACGCCUUCAUUUCAAACGGGUCCAUCCAUCUCACAAAUGUCGUCCCAAAUAGCGCUGGUAGAGCCUCUUGGGGUGGACCAGUGCGUCUUUGGGACGCACAUACCGGUGACCUUGCCGGCUUCACUUCCGUCUUUUCUUUUGUAGUUGCACCUACCGGCCCCGGACUCUUUGGAGAUGGAAUUACCUUCUUCAUUGCACCAUUCAACUCUCACAUCCCGAAAAAUUCGAGUGGUGGAUUCCUUGGACUAUUCAACGCGGAAACUGCUUUGAAUACAUACCAAAAUCGAAUCGUUGCCGUUGAAUUUGAUUCCUUUGGUGGAAAUCCUUGGGAUCCAGUGUAUCCCCAUGUUGGCAUUGAUGUGAACUCUAUUGCUUCAGUAACAACAGCUCCAUGGAAAACCGGAAGUGUUGCGAAUGGUUUCACCGCAAUUGCUUUUGUGAAUUACGAGCCUGUGGAGAAAAACUUAAGUGUUGUGGUAAGAUACCCUGGAGGCAAUUUUGUGAAUGGAACUUCUAGCAGUGUCUCAUUUAUCAUUGAUUUGAGGAGUGUGUUACCUGAAUGGGUUAGAAUUGGGUUUUCUGGUGCAACUGGACAAUUAGUUGAAUUGCACAAGAUUCUUUCAUGGACUUUUAAGUCAAGCUUCCAGUAA
Medicago truncatula (barrel medic) is the source of this 789-nucleotide messenger RNA. RefSeq names its product lectin 7-like. The record is from RefSeq and is a predicted model, not a curated record. Gene Ontology annotation, molecular function: carbohydrate binding. Lineage: Eukaryota; Viridiplantae; Streptophyta; Magnoliopsida; Fabales; Fabaceae. The transcript has a single exon. Bases 1 to 789 code for a protein of 262 amino acids.